AUGGAUAGGAGAAGCUUCAGACAAGAAUUUCACAGUGUCCAAGAAAUGGAGGAUAUGAUUAAGACCUGCCAGUCAGACCUGAGUUGCAAACUGAAAACACCUCCAGAAGAGAAAUCCUAUGAAUAUGAGGAAUGUAGCACCUUUUCCACCCAGAGGUCGGCUCUCAGCAGGCAAAAGAGAACUCACACAGAAGUGAAACCUUAUGAAUGUAACAGAUGUGGAAAGACCUUCAAGUGGGCAUCACACCUCCAUAGGCAUAACAGACUUCACACAAGUGAGAAACCUUAUGAAUGUAAUGAAUGUGGAAAGUCUUUCACCCAGAAGACAAACCUUAAUGUCCACCAGAGAACACACACAGGAGAGAAACCUUAUGAAUAUAAGAAAUGUGAAAAAUCCUUCACCCAGAAGUCACAUCUCAAUACACAUAGAAGAAUUCAAACAGGUGAGAAACCUUAUAAAUGUAACAAAUGUGGAAAGUCUUUCAGACGUGAGUCAUACCUCACUGUGCAUCAGAUAACACACACAGGAGAGAAACCUUAUGAUUGUAACGAAUGUGGAAUGUCUUUCACCAAAAAGGCAGAACUUACUGUUCAUCAGAAAACACACACAGGAAAGAAACUUCAUGAAUGUAAGAAAUGUAAAAAGUCUUUCACCUGGAAGUCACAUCUCAAUACACAUAUAAGAUUUCACACAGGUGAGAAACCUUAUGAAUGUAACAAAUAUGGAAAGUCUUUCACACAGAAGUCAUACCUCACUUUUCAUCAGAGAACACACACAGGAGAGAAACCUUAUGAAUGCAACAAAUGUGGAAAGACUUAUUUCCAUAAGUCAGCUCUCAAUCAGUAUCAGAGAAGUCACACAGAAGAGAGAACUUAUGAAUGCGACAAAUGUGGAAUGUUUUUCAGACUGAAGUCAUACCUCACUUCACAUCAGAGAAGACACACAGGAGAGAAACCUUAUGAAUGUAACAGGUGUGGAAUGUCUUUCACCUGGACGUCACAACUUACUAUCCAUCGGAAGACACACACAGGAGAGAAACCUUAUGAAUGUAACAGGUGUGGAAAGCAUUUCACCCGGAAGACACAACUUACUGCCCAUCAGAGAACACACACAGGAGAGAAACCUUAUGAAUGUAACAGGUGUGGAAAGCAUUUCACCCGGAAGACACACCUUAAUGAUCAUCAGAGAACACACACAGGAGAGAAACCUUAUGAAUGUAAUGUGUGUGGAAAGUCUUUCACCCGGAAGACACACCUUACUGAUCAUCAGAGAACACACACAGGAGAAAAACCUUAUGAAUGUAACAUGUGUGGAAAGUCUUUCAUCAAGAAGGCAAACCUUACUGUCCAUCAGAGAACACACACAGGAGAGAAGCCUUAUGAAUGUGUCAAGUGUGGAAAGUGUUUCAUGAGGAGGGCAGAUCUUAAUGUCCAUCAGCAAAAACACACUGGGGAAAAACUUUAUGAAUGUAACAGGUGUGGAAAGUCUUUCACCCGGAAGACAGAGCUUAACAUCCAUCAGAGAAUACACACAGGAGAGAAACCUUAUGAAUGUAACAGGUGUGGAAAGCCCUUUACCCAGAAUUCACACCUCAUCAAGCAUAAGAGAAUUCACACUAGAGAGAAACCUUAUGAAUGUAACAUGUGUGAAAAGAUUUUCACCUGUAAGGCAUAUCUUACUGUCCACCAGAGAAUCCACACAGGAGAUAAGCCAUAUGAAUGUAACGUGUGUGGAAAGUCUUUCACUCAGAAUUCACACCUUACUGUCCACCAGAGAAGACACACAGGAGAUAAACCUUUUGAAUGUAACAUGUGUGAAAUGUCUUUCACCACGAAGUCAAACCUUACUAUCCACCAGAGAAGACACACAGGAGAUAAACCUUUCAAAUGUAACAUGUGUGAAAUGUCUUUCACCACGAAGUCAAACCUUACUAUCCACCAGAGGACACACACAGGAGAGAAACCUUAUCAAUGUAACACGUGUGGAAAGUCUUUUACCCAGAAGGCAUACCUUAUUGUCCACCAGAGAACACACACAGGAGAGAAACCUUAUACAAAUGACUUACUUAUUCCAGUUCAGUUUUGA
This is a messenger RNA of Dipodomys spectabilis (banner-tailed kangaroo rat), 2085 nucleotides long. Its product is annotated as zinc finger protein 260-like. Bases 1 to 2085 code for a protein of 694 amino acids. NCBI's taxonomy places the organism in Eukaryota, Metazoa, Chordata, Mammalia, Rodentia, Heteromyidae. Gene Ontology annotation, molecular function: RNA polymerase II cis-regulatory region sequence-specific DNA binding; DNA-binding transcription factor activity, RNA polymerase II-specific. The record is from RefSeq and is a predicted model, not a curated record. Gene Ontology annotation, biological process: regulation of transcription by RNA polymerase II. The transcript is spliced from 9 exons.